UCACGUGACAGUCCUUUAAGACUUUCGCUGACGUUGUGCUUGCUUUAGGUGAAGUUGGUCUAGGAAGAAGUUUGUUAACGGUAGACGACCUGUGCAUUAAAACACAAUGUCUGCAAAACUAAAUAGUGAUGGCAAAGCAGAACUGGAGCUCAAAAGCCCUUUAAGGGAUGAUUUGAAAGCACCUUCUAACGAAGAAGUAGCAGCUUGUCGGCCAUGUCGGCUUGCUAUUGUUGUCAUAUUCACUCUCGUUCUCGUAGCCAUGCUUGUAGCCGCGAUCGUAGUGAUUGCAACGAGCAAAAGAUGUGGAAAACCAUUGCAGAGAACAGAGUUCUGGAAAACGGAGACCUUUUAUCAGAUUCAUGUGCCAUCUUUCCAAGAUACAAGUGAUGAUGGGAAGGGAGACCUUAAAGGAAUCGUAACGCGGUUAGCCUAUUUGGAAUCAAUAGGAGUCAAAGUAUUGGUUCUAUCAGGGCUGGUUUCAGAUAAAGAAUUUCAAAAUUUCGCAAAGGAUGAAGACAAAAAUGAGUUUGGAAACCUCGUUAGUAAGGCAAAAGAGCGUGGCAUUAGCAUAGUUCUUGAAAUGGAUCCAACCUACACAAGUUCAAGUAGUCCCUGGUUCCAAGGAAGCGCAGCAUCAAAAGACAACGCGUAUAGAUCGUGGUACCAUUGGAGUAAGACAACUAACAACUGGCAGAGCAUGUCUGGCGGAGUAGCCUGGCAGAUGCACACGAGCACAAACUUUUCGUACUACUUUUAUGUAGACAAGGACAAACCUGCACUCAACUACAAUACCAGUUCAGUGAAAGAUGAGUUCAAGAAAGCCUUGAUUGCCUGGAUGGACAGGGGUGCUAAAGGAUUUAAACUUAACAACUUCCAAAGGCUUGUUGUUGAUGGCCGGUACAGUGAUAAUCCGUCUUCUCAAUUUGUUAACGAUAAAGAUUUGAAGGCAACGCACAAUGUCCUCAAAGAGUUUCACAAAGUGGUGGCUACAAGAGGGGGCUUUUUGAUGGGUGCUCUUGAGGAAAUAGCUGACAGUAAAAAUACACGAGUUUACUAUGGAAAUGAAAAAGAGAAAGAACUUGAUCUGGUUUUGAACAGUCAUUUCACUGGUACUUUCUCAGGUAACCCAGGAGUGUUUGUUAACAAAACUUUAUCAGAUUACCUUCAGGCUGUUCCUAGUUUCAGCUGGCCAGGUUGGAUUUUCGACGGACCAGAGUUCAAGCAAAGGCUUGGUCAGAGGUUUUCUCAAAAGGAGCUUGUAUGGCUUAAUAAUGUGCUGCAGCUUACAUUGCCAGGAACCCCUGUCUUCUAUUAUGGUGAUGAACUAGGCUUGAAAGAUGUAAUUACAGAGGCAAUGGCAUGGGACAAUACUGAUAAUGGAGGUUUUUCCAAAAAAAAUCCAUGGUAUUCUAAUACUAAAGUGAAGCAGGUCACCAAUGUGGAAGAACAGAAGAAAAAGAAUGAGACAUAUACUAUUUUCAAGCAAGUGAAUGAAUUAAGAUUGAAGGAACGUUCUCUACAAAGCCUGAAUGUAAAAGUAUGGUAUGCCACUGGUUCUGUUAUCAUUUUUCAACGGUAUCUAGAAGGUCAGAAAAGCUUUGUAGUUGCCUUGAACUUCGGGAAUAAGCAGGAGUCAGCAAGCCUAUCCAACCCUGGUGUAAAUAAAGGCAUCAUUCGUAUUGAUACAAGGUUUGAAAUCAUUAGCAGAGAACUGAACUUCAAUCAAAUAAACUUGAAACCUUUCCAAGGACUUAUUUUGGAAGUACUGAAUUGAUUUUUUUCUAAUAGUUGCGUCUUCUGUGCAAUCUUAUGAGCAUUUUUUGCUAGAGCUUGGAGAACAAGGGCACCUAACAGUUUUCUUACGAUCUCUGUUAGCUUUCUAAUAAUAUCUACAAUUUUCCUUUUUAUGCUAUGUUAAUAAGAUCUUAUACUUGCAAGCACUUAAACCUUCAAGUACUUUUGGAAGAAGCAGUUUUAAACUUAAGAAAAAGCAAAGAGUUAUAUACUGGAGCAAGAACAAGCCAGUCAUUAAAUUUGUAAAGGGGCUAGAAGAGAAUCAUUUCAGAAGAAUCCAUGAUUAGAUCUGAUAUAUAUAUCCUGAUGUUGGGCAAAACCUUUCAACUGCAGACUGUUUGAGGAGUCAGUUGUUUUCCUUAACUAUUGAUAUAUAGCCCUUAUAUGAUUGUCAGGCCAUCUGUUAACAUAGUUUUGUUAAAUCCUUGUUAAAAUUCCCUCACACAUUGCCAAACAAUAAAGUCAGAUUGAAACCCAUCUACAAUUUUAGCUUCUGUGAAUUUGCUUUACAUUAUACACCUAUCUUGGUUUUAAAAGAAUUUGCAAUCAAAAAAUGCAUUUCUGCUAUAAAUAACUUGAUAUUGUAUAGUUUAAGUUGCCAGGUGUUGUCAAGUAAAAUGUUUUUAAGCUAAUUUGCUUGAAGACUUGUUUUGAGUUUACUCACAAGUUAUUUUGACGGGACAUGUCUCUUCUUCUUAAGUCAAAAUAUAACUUGUAGCAGUGUUGAUUCAUUAGUUUCAUUUCAUUGCUUUUGGCAUCUAAUUAUACUAUUGAUUUUUAAUUCCAUUUUUAUUGACUAUUGUUGAAUAAUGCUUAGCCCUGUAUCAACUCAGUAGAUUAUGUUACAGACUAGUUCAUGUUCAAUACUUUAUCAUUGUAGUUUUCUUUUUGUACAACAGAUAGUUUCAUUUAAACCUGGGGGCUGAUUCCUUAAAUCCCUUAUGAAGAGGUCAAGAUAUUUAGGAUAUCUAUAUUAUCCUAUAUCCUAUAUCUUGAGUUGAGAGUUAAUUACUGGUCCCCUUUGAUUUGGCUUUCAGGAAGCUGUCCGUAGUUUUCAAACAGUUUGAAGUCUUGCAAGUUCGUUAUCUCUGCAGAUUAAAGGAAAGUUUUUUAAAAAGCUGUUGAAAGAGUUGGUUGACAUACAUAAGAAGUAGAAAAGAAAAAUUUCUGGUGUAUCAACUUUGUUUAAAUGUGUAUUAGAGAUGUAGGAGCAUGGGGGAGCACAAAGAGCACUGUUAAGCAAGGAGAGAAUGCACCUUCUAUGUUGAAUUUCUACUGUCACUACCCCCUUUUGCCAAAACUUUGUUUUUAAUGCUGACCGUAACAAAUGCCCUUCCAAAAGAAGUGUCACUGCUAUUUUUAAACGUUUCCUAUGACCUCGAAGUAGAUCGAUGGAAAGAUGCAAUAAGAUGUAUUGUAUUAAGUUAUAAUGUAGCCAUCGAAGCACACAGUGUUGUUCCUAAUCUUUUAAUCUUAUAAUUAGAAAACGAUCACAAAUCACUGCAAAUAUUCUUCUUGAGCGUAGCAAAAACUAUUGUUUGAUACUUGUCAUGUGAACAAUCAAGGGGUUGAUUUGUAAUGUAUAGUCAUUAAAUUAUGAAGUAUUGUAAUCAAGAUGUCCUUAAUUUCUCUUAUUUUGUAUUAUUUUCAUCAAGAUGGUAACGUCUUAGAAAAUAUGAUGUGUUAAA
Molecule: messenger RNA, 3482 nt
Organism: Rhopilema esculentum
Lineage: Eukaryota; Metazoa; Cnidaria; Scyphozoa; Rhizostomeae; Rhizostomatidae
Product: amino acid transporter heavy chain SLC3A1
Biological process (GO): carbohydrate metabolic process
Source: RefSeq, a predicted model, not a curated record